AUGGGCUCUGUUUCUCUGAAGAUUGGUGAUGGAACAGCCAGAUUCAAAAGAGCAACGCUAUGUUCAUCAGCCGUCAAUCUUCUCAUGCUCUUCUCUGUCAUCACGACUAAUCUCUUCGCUCUCUACGCCUUCACAUCCUCGCCAAAAGACCAACAAACCUACCAUCUCCUUCACCACACCCAGAAGAACAUCUCUCUCAUCUCAGAGCAGGUCUCUCUGAUCCUCAGAGAGAUCGAUUCCUCACAAAAAAAACUAGCUCAGAUGGAAAAGGAGCUCCUUGGCUACGAAAGCAUCGAUCUUUCGAGAUCCAACGUUGCACACGAGCUCAAACUCUUCCUUCAGCAUCACCAGCUCCCUCUAGGCAAAGAUUCGAGAACUGGGAUCACUGAAAUGGUGGCUUCCGUAGGUCAUUCCUGCGAGAAAUCUGCGGACUUGUUGUCUCAGUACAUGAAUUACAAGGUCUCCGGGCCUUGCCCUGACGAUUGGAGUCUUGCCCAGAAGCUGAUUUUGCGUGGAUGUGAGCCCUUGCCCAGAAGGAGGUGCUUUGCCAAGACUCUUCCCAAGGUGGGUCUAAACCCUUUUCCCAUUUCACUUUGGAAACCUGUUAGUGAUAAGAUCGUUACUUGGAGUGGUCUUGGGUGUAAGAGUUUUGAGUGCUUGAAUAGUAAGAAAUUGAGUAGAGACUGUAUUGGCUGCUUUGAUUUGGUUAAUGGGUUUGAGAAUCAGAGAUUUGUUAAGGCUAGAGGCAAGAAUGAUUUCCUGAUUGAUGAUGUUUUAGCUCUAGGAAGUGGAGGAAUCAGAAUAGGGUUUGAUAUUGGAGGUGGGUCUGGUACCUUUGCUGCUAGAAUGGCAGAGAGGAACAUGACUGUGAUCACCAACACUUUGAACAUUGAUGCCCCAUUUAGCGAAUUCAUAGCUGCAAGGGGGCUUUUCCCUCUCUUUUUGAGUUUAGAUCAUAGAUUUCCUUUCUACGAUAAUGUGUUCGAUUUGGUUCAUGCGGCCAGUGGAUUGGAUGUUGGGGGGCAAACCUGA
This is a messenger RNA of Prunus armeniaca (apricot), 1032 nucleotides long. NCBI's taxonomy places the organism in Eukaryota, Viridiplantae, Streptophyta, Magnoliopsida, Rosales, Rosaceae. The record is from the annotation of a GenBank genome assembly.